Verruconis gallopava is the source of this 2997-nucleotide messenger RNA. RefSeq lists its product as uncharacterized. The transcript is spliced from 3 exons. Bases 184 to 2400 code for a protein of 738 amino acids. The record is from RefSeq and is a predicted model, not a curated record. Gene Ontology annotation, cellular component: mRNA cleavage and polyadenylation specificity factor complex. Lineage: Eukaryota; Fungi; Ascomycota; Dothideomycetes; Venturiales; Sympoventuriaceae.
CAUCACUUCACGCGAGUGAACCUUAUCACAUCUAAUGAAUGAUUGCUAGCUGUCCGCUUCUUUCUCGAUUAGCUAACCUGCAGACAAUGGUGCUAUGUGAUUGCCAGCUCCCAUUCCCGACACAGAGUCAUUGAUUUCAGACGCGCCGCGACUUCUGUGCCUUUCCUCUAGCUUUCACGCAACAUGGCUAGCAACAGCGCGGCCGCUGGCAAUAGCCAGAUGGCACAGUUAGAGGCAGUCCGACAAAUGGCACUGGUAGAUCCAAGCAAUUACAAGUCGGUCUUGACACAGAUCAUUCCCAUCUUCAAGUCGCAAAACAACCCAUCGCCAGCUUUGCGCGCAUGGGGUGCUGACUUCAUUGCUGAAGCCUUCUCUUCGCCUGCAUGGACAGCGCAAGACAAGCAAGAGGUCAGCAUUCCUGCGCUUCCAGUUUUGAGAGAGAUGCUGGAGCUGCCUCCUGGCCAGCAGUCAGUGCCCAUCAGCCAGACAAGCAUGAUCAAGAGUGUAAUCCAGGCAGCUUCAAGCAUUUACCCACAUGUUUUUAGACACAUAAUACGCAACCCGGAUGAUACCGAAUCAUGGCAAAUGAUGUCCGCAAUCAAAUCCAACAUCCUCCGCAGAAUGGAUUCGGAACACCCAGGCGUUAGGAUAUGCUGCAUACGCUUCAUCGAGCGAGUUGUUCAGACUCAAACUCCUGGCGUGAUUGCAGACCCACGAAGACCCGAGACGAACGAGACAUCCCUCGCCCUCGUCCCUCCCGACCAUCCAGUGCUGAAAACUCAGAGUCUGGAAGCUGAAGCACAUGGAUUGCUGGACCGAGCUUUGGGCAUACUACAAGAGAAUCAUAGUGACGCGUUGCUUGUCACAGCAACGCUAAAUGGCUUGGGCGGUCUUAUACGGACACGAGCAACGAUUGCGAAUAGAAUACUCAACGCGGUCAUCAAUUUCAAUCCCUUCCGGCUAGCAAAUUCGCCCAUGACACCAGCAAACAAGCUGAUGAUCAAAUCUAUGGAAAAGACGGUGGUUAUAUUCUUGCAGCACAUUAUGAAGAGGGCACCACAACAUCCAAUGAUGGCAAGGAUGGAGGCACAUAUCAUCCGGUUGCAGCAAAUGCGUAAGGAAAUUUUGGACAAUUCGGGCUUGAAGCGGCCUGCAGAGGAAGCGUCAGAUAUGGCCGAUCCAGCGAAGAGACAAAGAGUAAACGUGCCACCUCCAAUGCCCAUUGGGGUGCCUCCUUUGCCGUCUCAUCGACCAAUCAGUGUGGCGGAACUUUUCACCCUCACAGAUGACCAGCGGGCUUUGAACAUGAAUGUCAAAGCCAUUCCUCCAGACAUGGCAGCUCCUGUGCUAGUAAGCUUAUUGCGCGACCAUGUCAACAGAGAAACUCUACAUCACGCCGUAAACACGGUUCGUACUCGUUAUCAGCAGGUUACAGCACCAAUGCAGCCACCCAUACAGACAGAUACCCCCUUGGAUGACGAAGACGAUUACGAACCAGACUUUUUCCCGACAGAAGAUGCCGAGCAAAUUAAGAAUCGAUUGGAAGCCGAUGCGGAUAUGCCACUUGUGCGAACAGUGCCUGAAUCGGUCGCUGUAUACAGACUACCUAAGCCCCCGCCUAUGAUGCCUGCACAGAUUGACUCGCUAGCCUAUGCUGUGUCUGACCGCAUGUUUGAGAACCUUGCACGGUUAAUGGCGACUAAAGAGCUGCGUGACAACAAAAGAGGCUUCCAGGACUCGGUUCUUCGCGGUUCAAUGGACUUUCAAGCUUACUUCCGUAUGAUUGUCCGUCUAGCCAUACGGCCGUUUGCGAGUCCGGACGGCGAUGUGAAGAACGGAACGACUGGCGACUCCAGUCAAACACCUCUUACAGAUUACGUGCGACAGCGCUUGCUACAAUUUGUCCUCAGUGACUGGCAAAGAAGAAUUGCGUUUGCCGUAACAUGGUUUACAGAAGAGUAUGUUGCCGAAAUAUUCAUACAUUCAUCGCCAAACUCGGAUUCAGAUGGCGCGGUAAAACCCGUGUCCGUGUCAACCGCAAGCAAUUACAAGCGUUGGCUCCUUCGCUUCUUAUCCGACCUCUCGGUGUAUUUAGGAUCGGGCAAGCAAGAUUUGAAAUUUCUCGUUCGAUUUGUGAGCGAGAUACCACUUUUGGAUGAAGAAAUUUUGAAGAAGAUUGCCCAUUUCGCGGAUGAUCCUGAAAGAGUGAGCACAGUGAGCGCAGCUGUGAGAUACCUAGUCAGCUACAGGCCCAGUGUGAGGGAAGCUGCGUUAGAUGCUUUAGAAACCGUAUGGAGAUACGAGGGACACGCGAAAGAGAGUCCGAACGCGAAGAUGCUGACUAAGUUUCGACCGCAAAUGGUGGAAAGAAUUCUCUCGAUGGUGGAGGCAACAGCUUGACUCGUUGACGAAGCCGGACCUGUGGCAUAGUUGUUGAUGUCUCUAGGCAGUACUUACUGUCCCUCUAGAAAGAGGAAUUCUCUCCGAUCACGUGCUGUGCAACGAGCCUCUAUUAGUGUAUUGGACUCGCCCAUCAUUCAUUGCAGAGAAAGCUGUUGCUUCCAUCUUGGUUGCGUGUCUUGACACAGCGCAAGCCGUUGUACUACGUUGCUAGCUGCUUUGCAGUACCUGGCAGUGACGAAAGCUCUUGAACGAGUCAAAUGCACGGUCAUAGUUGGUAGCACAUAUAAUGGCAACGCAUGGCGCAAAAGUUGAUAGUGCAUCCUUUCAUUUUUCGUGCUUGCAGACCCUUAAUCAGCGGGACCUACAAUGUACAGCGGUGGUCAAGGCACACGGCAUUGUGAAUGGGUUUUCCAAGCUGGAUUCCGUAGUUUUCGGCGGCCAGACGCUUUUGCGGCGCGGUUGUUUCUGUGGACAAUCCCGAAGCGUCUGCCUAGGAAAGGAUGGUAAGGCUGAUUGAUCAACAGCAUGGACUUUGUAUUGUCUAUAGAUAAGAGUUCAUACGCACAACUCCGUACCUAAUUUGGCGAAUCCAAC